UUUAGAUUUUGACCUCAGAGAAGAACAAGAUGACAUCGGCGGAGUAUGUUUAUGAGGAUGGAAAGUUUGAGAUAACUGACAAAAUGAAGAAAGAUUUCGACAAUUAUGGUUACAUAAUGGUCAGAAAACUUCUUGAUAGUACUGAGCUACAAAAAGUGAAAGAAGUGCUUGAAGACAACAAAGAAAUCACCAAGCAUUCUUAUGGAAUCUCUGAUGGAUCAGGAAGGGAAUGCAAGAUGGCGCUGUGGAGUCAUCCAGGAAGUGAUGUCACAGGAAUGGUGGGGAGGUGUGAGAAAAUAGUUAAUACCAGUGAAAAGUUACUUGGUGGAGAAGUGUAUCACUAUCAUACUAAACUUAUGAUGAAAGAAGCAAAAACAGGAGGAAGUCACUUAUGGCAUCAGGACUAUGGGUACUGGUACAAGAAUGGUUGUCUGUUUCCAGACUUGUUAACUGUGUUCAUUGCAAUAGACAAGUGCAACAAAGCAAAUGGAUGCUUACAGAUCCUGCAAGGUUCUCACAAAUGUGGAAGAAUUGAACAUUUGAUGGUGGCUGGUCAAACUGGGGCAGAUGUAGAGAGAGUGAAAGAAAUUGAAAAAGUGUGCCCAAUGGAGUAUGUAGAAAUGGAACCAGGUGAUGCACUGUUUUUUCACAGUAAUUUGUUACAUACCAGUGGCCCCAAUAACAGCGAGUUGAGAAGAUGGGCAUUUCUUGUGGCGUACAAUACCAAGGCCAAUAACCCUGUCAUUCCCCAUCAUCAUCCACAGUACACUCCCCUGGAAAAGGUGUCAAAUUCUGCUAUAAGAGAUUGCACCAACCUGACAGACAUGACUGGAAAGGAAUUUUUGAACCCAUCUGUAGAUAAAACUGUCAAACUAGAUAAAAAGGCUGGAUGAAUCGAAAUUCACCUCUACGAAACAGACUGAAAUCUUAUCAUUUGAAUCAUUACAUAUGCUUGAAUACAUAUGCAUUAUUUGUUCUUUGAUACAUGUAUAAUAAAUGUAAGCUUUAUACAUUGUUCAUAUUCCAUAGUGGCAAUGCAAUUUUUUGUUAAUUUUACUCACCUACAUUCAUGUACUACAAUCUUUCAUAAUACAAAAAGGAACAUUUUCCGUUAGUACUUACCAAAGCAUGAUUUGUUAUGUAUACAGUUCAUAUUGAAAUACCAUACCUGGAGAGAAACCUUCCCAACUGAUAAAUGUGCCAUACAUCUUUAUAUAUAUUGAAAAAAUGUUUGUUCUUUCAACUGUGUCAGCAAUGUUGUGCAGUGUAAUUGCAAAAACAUAGUUUAAUAACCUUAAUUACUCUUGUUUGUGACAUACCUUAUUUUUAUCAUUUUUAUGGAACAUUUUCAUGAAAAAAAUGUAUUUACCAGUUUCAUAUAUAUUUGCAACAAUUUACAAUUUUGGCUCAUAUAUUUGGUGCUGAUAAAAUUUACAAAAAAAGAAGCAAGAUUCAUUUUAUCAUUUACAUUAUGGAUUCACUGGAGAUGAGAAAGAAAAAGUAAUGAAGGCAAUAAAUUUAAGACACUGUU
Molecule: messenger RNA, 1531 nt
Organism: Saccostrea cuccullata (small rock oyster)
Lineage: Eukaryota; Metazoa; Mollusca; Bivalvia; Ostreida; Ostreidae
Product: L-proline trans-4-hydroxylase-like
Exons: 10
Coding region: 30-893 (287 amino acids)
Source: RefSeq, a predicted model, not a curated record